This is a messenger RNA of Dreissena polymorpha, 4638 nucleotides long. Its product is annotated as adhesion G-protein coupled receptor G6-like. The record is from RefSeq and is a predicted model, not a curated record. Gene Ontology annotation, biological process: G protein-coupled receptor signaling pathway; cell surface receptor signaling pathway. Bases 365 to 3790 code for a protein of 1141 amino acids. Lineage: Eukaryota; Metazoa; Mollusca; Bivalvia; Myida; Dreissenidae. Gene Ontology annotation, molecular function: protein binding; G protein-coupled receptor activity. Gene Ontology annotation, cellular component: membrane. The transcript is spliced from 29 exons.
AUUGUUUACAAGCAAUCGGCGUUGAAGGUUUCCAUGUAGACUCCCUGUGCGUUGACAGCAUUUAUUUUAGCUUGCUCGGUGAGAAAGCAUCGGAUUUCAUUAACGGCAGGAUAAGCGUUUAAGUAGAAAAAGUUUGAGUUGUUCACCACAUUAUUCGGAUCGGACAUUCUUGUGCUUUUAUGUUAAUAAAGAGCGCUCUUAAUGUACAUUCAUUGAAGUGUUAUAUGGUAUUGUGUGCGUCAAAGAGUAAGAAUACGCUUUGAGAGUUGACAGCAAUAAAUACUAAAGGGCAGUUAUUAUAGGCAAUUUAAGGAGAUAUGCUUUUCGAAUCGUUAUAAGAAUCACAACUGAUGCAUCAUCCAUAAUGUCAACGCAAAUCCGAUCCAGUGAACACUGUGUAGGCAUUUUAGCUGUCCUAUUUGUUAGCAUGGCGAUAGGCGGACAGCGUGCGGACGCCUGCACGGAAUCACCUAUUUAUGUAUUCAACUGCAGUAGUGAGCGGCAUUUUGGAGUCCCUCAACUAGCCUCUUCAGCAAUAGAAAUUGACCUGUCACUCAACUACUUAAAAUCAGUUUUCAACUACUCCUUUCAAACUGUUCGGAGCCUACGCGUCCUAUAUUUGAAAAACAACAUAAUCUCCAGUAUAGAGCCCAACUCAUUCGCUGGACUUGUACACCUACAUACACUAGAUUUAUCAACAAACCGUCUACGAAAUAUCACGAACGAUAUUUUCAGAGAAUUGCCGUCUUUGCAAGUUCUAAAUCUUGCAAAUAACAGUAUUGUUACUAUCCAUCAACAUUCGUUUUUCUCACUCGCCAGUCUUAAAGAACUCAUUUUAACCGCGAAUAACUUGAACUGCCAAUGUGGAGAGCAACUUAUGAAAGAAAACAUACAAUACCGAAAUUCGCAAAGCCCUUUCAAAGUCAACGUCAAAGGACCUCUUUGUUCAAACUACGAUAACCAAGAGCUGUUCAAUAUUGAUAUGCACACAUGUACAAGAGGAGAAAGUUAUUGGGAAUCCAGUGUAAAUUGUUACAGCUGUGCUAAUGUUCCUGGCCUUGUGACGUGUGGUACCAAUGGAAUUGCCAAUUGUGGGAAGAAUACGGAUGUUUGCUAUUCCACAAUUACUUACAACAGCAAUAGACUCUGGGUCACUGCGGGUUGCAUGGAUUACAUUGCAUGUCUUGACCUCAUUGCAAAGAACAACAGAACUUGCGUUCAGGGAGAUACCAUUUGCUCCUCCUGCUACCUUGGAAGUCUUUCAAACACAAAGGAUACUGCACGUUAUACGAACGAAUUUGUCUUAAACGUUACUUUGGAGAUAAGGGCAAACUUGACGGAGGCGUUGAACAAUGUAUAUUCAAAUGAAUAUGCCAUUUUUACGAGAAAUAUUGAGAUAGAGGUAAAAAACUUUUUACUUGACGAGAAAGCUGGAUUUUGGGUGGAGUUUUCAAAGCUAAGUACACCCCAAGUAACUGUUCAUUUGAAUAUUCAUUGUACCACUAUUUGGUACAUAACAACAGAUACUGUUAUCAAAGCCUUAUUUGCAAAACUUCCCCAGAUAAUACUCAAUGGAUUGAAAGUAGCAAAAGUGAAUAUCGCAUAUUCCUCGGAUAAAUCAGACUUUUGUCCGCCGGUUGUUGAGAAGACUGUAGAUCGUGGAACAUUUAACUGGCCCCUAACGCAGGUGUCAACAUCGGCCACCAUAAAAUGCCCGUUCCAGUUCAAUGGCUCUUUAAGCACUGCUACGAAGUUUUGUCAAUCUGGCAAAGAGUGGACGAAUUCAUCGAUUGCUCUCUGUCCGCUUGAAGAUGAGCAAUCACGUGAUCUUCAACAGCUUUCUCAAACAUCAAUAACUGAGGAAAACGUUGGCGACGUUUCAUCUGUUUUGUCCACGAUUACCAGCAGAUGGGACUCAUUUACGUCGACGGACAUAGUGAUGGCUGUUGAAACAGUGGAUAAAAUAUUGAACACAGACACGUCAAGCACGAACGACGGUGUCAUUGGCAAUACAGUGGAUACUAUCAACAAUUUGCUUAAUGUCGGAGAUGAUGUUUUAGUUAAGUCCGAGGCAUCUUCUCAAUCGUCAACCAGAUUAAUUCGAGCCGUCGAUAAACUUUUAAGCCGUAUUGAAAAGGACUUUACUGCAGUAAAAUCAAACCUUGCUGGAUUUGUAUCAGCCGGCAGUACUGGCGCAUUCAGUGGUUACACGCUGUCAUUUAAUGAUGGCAUAAAGGACCUUACAAAGUCAGGGAUCGACGUUUCAAAAUCGGCCGUAGAUAUAGGAGCAGGAAUGUCCGGUAUUGUGCUGCCAAAGACAAUGUUGAAUAUUGCUGCAAAAGUUACACUGAAUAUCUAUAGUGAUCCGAAAUUGUUUAAGUCCAUAAGUAAUCAAACAAAAACCGAGCCAUCCUCUAAUGCAAUUUCGGACACCAAUACCUAUACGGGAGUGGAGCGCAAGAUAAACAGCAAAGUUAUUGCAGCCAGCGUACCAGAAAGGGUGAUCACAAAUUUAAGGGAACCAGUAAAAAUUAGAUUAAACCAUGAAAAGAAAGGCAAGAACGUGUCAUGCGUGUUCUGGUCUCUGACAACAUCAGAAUGGCGUUCAGAUGGAUGUUCUGUCUAUACAACAAAUGAGGUCUACACGGAAUGUCACUGUGAUCACCUGACAAAUUUUGCACUGCUAAUGGACGUUUACGACGUUGGUGGAGAACUAAGCGAAUCCAACAAACUAGCCCUGCGUAUUAUUUCCAUUGUGGGCUGCGGGCUGUCAUUGGCUGGAGCAUUGCUGACGCUUAUAAUAUAUGCAAUAUUCAGCAGUUCCAGGCAUAUUCCAGUUACUUCCAGCACACGGCUACGAAGGGACAACCCUUCGAAGAUUCUAAUGCAGUUGUGUGCUGCGAUAGCCGCGGUGAAUCUCGUGUUUCUAGUUGGGGCUCAAGAAUAUUCGGCAAAUAAUAUUGGUGGCUGCAAGACAGUGGCGGUUCUGCUGCACUACUUCCUGCUCGUCAUCAUGUGUUGGAUGCUUGUGGAGGCGUUCUAUAUGUACCAGUCGCUCGUGAAAGUCUUCGAUACAUACAUUGCACGUUUCCAGCUCAAAGCUGCAGUCUUUUCUUGGGGUACACCAUUGAUUAUAGUGGUCGCAACAUUGGCUGUAAACAAAACCGAUAAUUAUGGUUACCGGCCUGGAGGCAUAUGUUGGUUGGAACGUAUCCCUUUCUAUGCGGCAUUCCUUGCUCCAGUAUGCUUAGUGUUUGUGCUUAAUGUCAUCACAUAUGUUCUCGUGAUGAAGCAAAUAUUCAGAAGAAGUUCUAGUAAACUUACAAAAACAGAGCACAGUAAGACAGGUGCUCGUCUUCGUGGGGCAGCAAGUUUGUUGGUGCUUCUUGGACUGACCUGGUCCUUUGCUAUUCUAGCUAUUGGCGACGCUGGAAUAGCAUUUCUGUACCUGUUUGUCAUUUGCAACUCACUACAAGGGUUCUUCAUUUUUAUGUUCUUUUGCAUACUAAAAGAAGAUGUUCGAAAAGCUAUCAAGAGCGUUUUGCCAUGUUUGAAGUCGCCUUACCAGACAACCUCAAGCACAAAUGACUCGAGUGGCACAAGCAUGGCACAGACUACAUCGUCCAACGCAACGGCAACAAAUCAGAGCGAACGCACCUCUGCCAACGCCCAGAACCAACAAGAGAAGAAAAAGCCGAAAUACGAAGUUGAUACAUCCAAAACUACAGCAUUUAGAGGCAAUUGGCAGGUGGAAAUAUCAGAUAAACCAAACAAUAGUUCAUCUGCCUAGCCAUGACUUCAGAUCUAGUUUUAAUGAAACUACAUGUACAAAUAUUUGUGUUAAACGGAUGCCACCUGAACUAUCGGAAGAUGAAAGCUAUACCUAGACCUAACCCUUGUCAACUUGUAAAAGCUUAUUGAUUGUGUAUACAACAGGUGUAUUGCAACGCAUAAGUCAAAUGUAUCGAGAUUAUAAGCAAUAGUAAAAUUCUGAUGACAGAAUGAGCGGACUUGUUUGCCCGUAACUUCAAUAUAAGUAUAUUGCGCAAAUGUGUCUACUUUUGUGAAAUGGUGGUGUACAAUUGAUCACCCAUCGGCUUUAUAAAUACAUGACUUUAAAAGUGUGAUAAAACAAUUGUGCAUCGCUGCCAACUUGGAAGCUGAACGCGUACGCAGCCUUAUACAGACCAUUUCAGUCGAUUCAUUGUUGGGUGUACGUAAACUCAAGCAGACAGGAACGCGUUCAAUAAAUGGAUUUAUUUACGCUAAAGAAGAUAUGAUAACCAUGUUAAGCGACAGACAGUGUUAUAUAUUUCUUAGCGUUUAAAGUUCCUUUAAGCUCCUUCAAACACUCAGGAUCGAUGUUGAUGACAUUAUUGUUAAGCAUACAACGACCGGAAUCUCUUGAACAAAACAGUGACAUUAUUCUGAGAUUCUUUUAAAUGCCGACAUCGUUGCUAGGUACCGUUAGCGCACCCAGUAUCAAGAAUACGAUUCGACAGUGCUAUUAUGGUAUGCAUGGUUAUAAUUGUCUGCAGGAGUGAUGAUCUGGUAUGGGUGUUUAAGGCCUAACGCAUGUGUAAAUAUGAAAUAAUAUCUUGAAUUGUAUUGUAAUAAAUUGAGCCUUUGAACUGAAAA